GAGCGCGGCUUCCUGAAGAAGAUCGUGAUGCCUUUCCUGCUGGGGCUCAAGUUCAAAGCGACGGCGCUGGUGCCUCUGGCGCUGGCCCUCAUCGCCGUCAAGACGUGGAAGGCGCUCACGCUGGGCCUGCUCUCGCUCGUGCUGUCCGGCGCGCUCGUCAUCUUCAAGUUCACCAAGCCCAAGGUGGUCAACUACGAGGUGAUCCACUACCCGCACGCGCCGCAAGUGGUGGAGCACCCGGUGGCCAUGCCCUACGACCACCACAGCUACGGCCGCGCGUUGCCUGACGCCCAGCAGCUGGCGUACAGCGCCUACGCUCGACAGUGAACUAACUCUCCACGCCGCACCCUUCUCAUCCAUCUCAGGUUCCCGGUCUCAGCGCAGGAGGGCCGCACAAGUCGUAGGAAGCACCAGGAACGCUAGCGCAUCCCUUUGGUCACAAACAAAUUGUCACCGAGUCUUAACGUCCAUUUCAUGAUGCAACCUCCAUCUUCUAAAGCAAGUAUCUUGUUCAGGUACUUAAAUGUAAAAAAGAAUGGAAUUUUAAUAUCCCUGAUAUCCGUUCCCUUCAAGUACAUUUCAUCAUUCCUGCGUUGAGAUUGUGUAAAUUAUUAUUUGUAUCAUGUUAUUUAUUUUUGAAAAAUAAACCCGACAG
This is a messenger RNA of Gryllus bimaculatus (two-spotted cricket), 655 nucleotides long. The record is from the annotation of a GenBank genome assembly. NCBI's taxonomy places the organism in Eukaryota, Metazoa, Arthropoda, Insecta, Orthoptera, Gryllidae.